AUGGAGUCUGACGCCGAAGUGAUCCUUUCCACCGAUGAGGUGUUGAAGUUGUUUGGGACUAUACAGACUGCUGUUGAUGCAACUAUUUCUUCUUCCACUUUUCUCUUCAACAAAGUUGAACAGAAGGAUGAAGCCCUAGAGUUUGGACAAGGAUUGUCAUUGCUGAAUCUGCGGCCGCACCUCUUGCUGUCAUCACUACACCAGCUCGUCAUCCUCCUCUCUCUCAGCCUUACUUCUCCCCAAGAAGAACAGCCCAAUCCCGCUUCCUCCUCCUCCCUCACCACGCCGUUCACCAACCCCCGUUCCCGCCCUGAACUCUCGUCCCUGACGGAUAUUUUGACCGAGCUUGCGGGAGAGCUGGUGAUGAACCAGGAAGUCAUGGACAAGACAAGAAGCUUGGAGAAUAAGCUCGAGUAUCAGAUUAAGAAGCUCGUCGGGCUCGCCGAGGCAGAGGAGAAGCGUGGGAAAGAGGUAGUCGAAGAUGUCGAAGAAGACCCAUUAUCAUUCCGACCCAACCCCACGGCUAUCGUCAACCGAAACGCUCCCAAGCUCCGAGAAGGCACUCCCUCCGACGACGACGAAGCUGAGGGCGGCGACGGUAUCUACCGACCUCCCCGAGUGGCCGCCAUGCCCUACUCUGAAGAAGGCGCCCCCUCCCGGCGCGAACGCGAGCGUCGUGCCCCCGCUCUCCUCUCCGAAUUCGCCGCCACGAUGGACUCUGCUCCCUUACUCGAGUCUACCUCUGGCUUGUCUGUCCGCCCGACAUCGAGCACGCUGGCCAAGCAUAGCAACUCCAUAAGCGCCAAGCGCGCUGCAGAGCUCAAGCGGAUCAACGAGUUUGAAGAAGAGAACAUGACGCGUCUGGUCACUUCCAAGAGGGACGAGAAGCGUCGUCGUGAGGAUGAGGAGGCGCUCGCUAUGGGUUUUGGCGUUGGGCCUAGCAGAGGCAGGAGAGGGAGGAACGGAUUGGAAGCCGAGUUGGAAGGCGUUCUUGGGGAAAGGGGUGACAAGGGUGUUUGGGAUGGUGUAUCGGGCAAGUUUGGGGCUAGGGGAGAGGUGUUGGAGAGGGGGAAGAAGAGGACAGGAGGCAGUGGCGCGGGAACGUCAGGAAGUGGGGGCAAGGCCAAGAAGGCGAGGUUUGAGAAGGAGCUCGCAAGGAGGAGAAAGUGA
Cryptococcus wingfieldii CBS 7118 is the source of this 1170-nucleotide messenger RNA. Its product is annotated as U3 small nucleolar ribonucleoprotein LCP5. NCBI's taxonomy places the organism in Eukaryota, Fungi, Basidiomycota, Tremellomycetes, Tremellales, Cryptococcaceae. The coding region runs from base 1 to 1170 and encodes 389 amino acids. Gene Ontology annotation, biological process: maturation of SSU-rRNA from tricistronic rRNA transcript (SSU-rRNA, 5.8S rRNA, LSU-rRNA). Gene Ontology annotation, cellular component: small-subunit processome; nucleolus. The record is from RefSeq and is a predicted model, not a curated record. The transcript has 3 exons.